CCAUCAGUGAAGAUGAUUUAGAAGAGGCAGCUGCAGUGUUCACCCAACUCUGGUAGGGAAGGUGUGAACCGAGCUUGGGCAGGUCUUGAAGAGCUCUACCAGUCAUUAUGAUGGUUGGGAUCUUGUUAGUGUUGCAGGCAGUCAUGACCAUGGCUGGACCCUGGGCCAUGGACCUUUAUGAUUUCAGUACACCUUGUGUGUCAGACAUCCAGUGUCCCCAGGGUUGCAGAGUAGAGCUAGCAACAAGUGGAUGCAACGAGUGCAACUGCAGCCUUCAAGGAAAAUGCUCGACAAUAUCUUAUUGUCCAAUUUCCUGUGAGGUUGUCAGCGAUGCAGACGGCUGCAUUACAUGUGAAUGCCCUCUUCAGUGUCCUAAGAUAGAGUGUCAGCCGCCGUGUCAGUACAGGCUUGGCUUUGAUGGAUGUAAUGCAUGUGAAUGUUCUUCCCCUUGUCCAGAACUAAAUUGUCAGCCUCCAUGUUACAUCAAGUCUUUUCCUGACAAGUGUGAUGUCUGUGAUUGUUCUUAUCAAUGCCCGAAGGUGGAUUGUGAAUUUCCCUGCCACUUGAUGAAGGGUACUGAUGGCUGCGAUUUCUGUAACUGUUGCCCAGUUAUAGAAACAUGUCCAACAUUUUGCACCAUACACAAAGAUGGAAAUGGCUGCGACUUAUGUGAGUGUCCACCUUGUAAAGAAGUCAGUCAGUGUUCUCCACCGUGUUACACACAAGAGGACAUUAAUGGUUGUGAUGUUUGUACAUGUAGACAGUGUGUACCUGUGGAAGACUGUCCCACUGGUUGUCAGGUAAGACUUGACAGUGACGGGUGUGAUGUGUGUGACUGUCCUCAGUGUAUACCACUCACAAACUGUCCACCUGAAUGCCCCUUGAAGGAAGACUGGUAUGGUUGCGACACGUGCCCUUGCCCACCAUGCAAACCAAUCGACGAUUGCCCAAUAGGGUGUUCUCUUCUAAAAGGCCAGUACGGCUGCUUAUACUGCAAGUGUUCAAAAUGCGAACCUAUUUCUGACUGUCCAGAGCUAUGCAAUGUCGUAAAAAAUUCUGACGGAUGCGACACUUGCCAGUGUUCAGCUUGCCCACUUGUACCCAAGUGCCCCUCACACUGUUCACUCACAAAGGACAAUGAUGACUGUACAGUAUGUGACUGCAGUCUAUGUACCCCCUUAAUAUACUGCCCUUCUGGAUGCAAAAUACAAACCGAUCAAAACAACUGUGAUGUGUGUGAGUGUACUGACUGUGAACCUAUCAUUGACUGCCCAGUGGGAUGUGAAGUACAGAGAGGCGAAGAUGGUUGUGAAGUUUGUAAUUGUGAAAUAUGUCGGCCUCCUCUGAACUGUCCACCUCAAUGUUCACUUUUAAACGACGCUCCAGGAUGUGAUAUCUAUGACUGUAUGCAUAAUAGGUGCAGGUCUCCAGGUAAACUCCAGGUAAACACCAUUAUCUCUUCUACAGGACCAGAGUGUAAUAUUGCUGAGGAUAGCCAAGGAUGUGAUAUCUGUUACUGUCACUACUCUGAAGCUGUAACAUGUGCCCCAGAGUGUGACGUUACCAAGGAUGACAGAGGUUGUGAAUGUAACUGUCCAUGCGAGCUUGUUGUGUGUCCUCAAGACUGCAGUGUUACAACAGAAGUAACAAGUUGUCAAGCAUGUGACUGUCACUGCAAGCCAGUUACGAGUCUUCUAGAUUGUAACGUUACAAGAGAUAACUUUGGCUGUGACAUGCGAAUGUCCCCAUGCACAUGUCAUGUGUCCCCCAGAGUGCUUUGUAAUAAGUACAGGAGGAUGCGACUGUCCACGUCCCUAUGUUACUUGCUCUCCAGAGUGUAACACUGUAGAAGAUAACGCAGGAUGUGACAUCUCUGGCUGUGCCUGUCAGCCAAUAACAUGCACUCCUGACUGUAACAUCAAGAGAGACGAGAGGGGAUGUGAUGUAUGUGACUGCCCCCCUUUAUAAGAAAAUCACAUGUCCACUGGGAUGUGUAAUUAAAGAUGUGAUGUGUGUGACUGCUCUCCCAGAGUGUGUGGUAACAGCUGCACACCUGUGGUUACUAUUCAUGGAUGUGAUGCGUGCGUCUGCUAAAAUUUGUUUUGAUUAGUCUUCUCAAAAUGCAGUGCAUACUAGUGUCUUUAAGUACGUAUAUUUAGGCACAGGUACACGUAAGUACAGCUAUCAUACACAAUGUAAAUGACAUAGGAUAACCCAGUGUCUGUUGAAUUUGAAUUUGAUAAUGACUAUUAUUAUUUUUAUGCAAGUCAAAUAAGAAUUUUCCUGGAUACAUUCCUAGCCAUUCUACACAAGAUUGGGUUUAAUAUGAGGGGCGAACAGGUCCAGUUCCUUGGAUCAAGAGCCACCUCGCCAUCAAGGGACCUCCCUCAAGGGGAACCAGCAGCUGCUGUAGCAUCUGUGAAACUGUUAAAGAAAGUUAUUCAAGCAAUAGUACAAAUAGGUACAAUGACUACUGGGGUACUGAUGGGGUUGUAAUAUAGCACAUUGUGUAUACUUAUAAAGCACAUUAUGUACAUAUAAAGCACACUGUACAUAUAUAUUGUGUAAUAUAGCACAUUGAACAUAUAUAGCACAGGGUACAUACAUAGCACAUUGUGUACACAUAGCACCUCCCAUUCUUUACUUCUUGUUGCCACAGAAGUGUGUAUAUAUGUUGAUGUGGCCCAUACUGGCCAAAAUGACCAACUGUGGCCCUCAUCCUCACUAUAUCAUAAAUCUUACACAAUUUUCUCUUUUAACAACAUUUUCAUACUCAAUUAGUCACCAAGAUAUUCAAUAAUUAUAUAAAUGCAGCUAGUUAG
Messenger RNA from Cherax quadricarinatus, 2822 nucleotides. NCBI's taxonomy places the organism in Eukaryota, Metazoa, Arthropoda, Malacostraca, Decapoda, Parastacidae. The record is from RefSeq and is a predicted model, not a curated record.